AUGCUAGCAUCGACGACUUCUACGGAAAGCUAUCGAAUCGAAAUUAAAACGGAUAUAAAACGAAAAGCUGCUCCAUGGGGCCCCAUAGGGCCCCACGGAGUUUUGGGUCCUCCCCACGGGGGAACCCACGGAAGAUUAGUUAAGAAGUUGAGUGUUAAGGUUGAGAAGUUAAGUGUUGAAGUUAAAGUUGAGAAGUUAAGUGUUAAGGUUAAGAAGUUGAAGUUAACUGCUACACGUAACCUACGUAAAGCUGCUAUACGUAACCUACGUAAAGCUGCUAUACUUAACGUACUUAAGACUGCUACACGUAAACUACGUAAGGCUGCUAUACGUAAUUUACGUAAAGCUGCCAUACUUAACGUACUUAAAGCUGCCACACUUAACGUACUUAAGGCUGCUACACGUAACCUACGUAAAGCUGCUAUACGUAACUUACGUAAGGCUGCUAUACUUAACGUACUUAAAGCUGCUACACGUAACCUACGUAAGGCUGCCACACCUAACGUACUUAAAGCUGCUACACGUAACUUACGUAAAGCUGCUAUACGUAGCGUACGUAAAGCUAUUACACGUAACUGA
Molecule: messenger RNA, 579 nt
Organism: Drepanopeziza brunnea f. sp. 'multigermtubi' MB_m1
Lineage: Eukaryota; Fungi; Ascomycota; Leotiomycetes; Helotiales; Drepanopezizaceae
Source: RefSeq, a predicted model, not a curated record